AUGAAGGAAUACAACGUAACGUACUUGGAAGUAAUACAAAGGGGAGAUGUUGUAGCGAAGUACUAUAACGACCAGACGUCGGGGUACGGGUCUUUAGGCAGGGCUGGCAAAAAUGCCACGCCCAAGGUGUUCGAGCGCCUCGUGGAGGAAUUGGUAAUACCGAAGGUCGUGCAUGUGGAGGGCAAUAAGGUGACAAAAAUGUCGACCCCUUUGCUGGACGGUUUUGACUGCUACUACGGGACAGCGGACGACGCCACGACGUACGUGUGCUUCUCGCAGAUCGAUGUGCCCAAGAUUUUACCGCUGCGUUUGCUAACCGAGUUAAAGUCCAUUUCAAACGGCUCGGACGAGGAGCUCGCGGAGCACGUCCGCACAAUCGUGCGGCAAUUCCACGAGGAGCUCCUGACGUACCACGACUCGAGCACCGCCGAGGCGACGGAGCAGGAUCUCCAGGAUAUCAUCCAGCUCAUGAACGACAAUAUUGACAAGUUUCUGCAGCGCCAGGAGCGGGUCUCGUUGCUUGUGGACCGCACCUCGAAGCUUAACCAGUCCAGCCACAACUUCAAGCGCAAGGCGGUGCGCAUCAAGCAGAGAAUGUGGUGGCAAAACGUGAAGUUGUGUUCCACGCUGGUCGCGGUGACUGUGCUUGUCUUGUUCGUAGUCGUGGCCGCCGUGCAUUACGUAUGA
Molecule: messenger RNA, 687 nt
Organism: Lachancea thermotolerans CBS 6340
Lineage: Eukaryota; Fungi; Ascomycota; Saccharomycetes; Saccharomycetales; Saccharomycetaceae
Gene: NYV1
Product: Nyv1p
Exons: 2
Coding region: 1-687 (228 amino acids)
Biological process (GO): vesicle-mediated transport
Cellular component (GO): membrane
Source: RefSeq, a predicted model, not a curated record